Messenger RNA from Caenorhabditis elegans, 1182 nucleotides. It is a transcript of the gene clec-210, whose product is annotated as C-type lectin domain-containing protein. NCBI's taxonomy places the organism in Eukaryota, Metazoa, Nematoda, Chromadorea, Rhabditida, Rhabditidae. The transcript has 7 exons. Gene Ontology annotation, molecular function: carbohydrate binding. The record is from RefSeq and is marked reviewed. Bases 58 to 1086 code for a protein of 342 amino acids.
GAUAAGAACCCGUUGUCUACAAAAUGCGAGUUGAAAAUUGAACUACCACUGCUAAAAAUGAUUUCAAAAUUUCUACGAUUAAGUUUAAUUCUAGCUCAAGUGCAUAUUUCUGUAUCAGAUAUUUGUAGAUACCCACAUGAAAAAUUUAUUGGGAGCAGGUGCUAUGCUUUCGUUCCGAAACGCCACAAUUUUGAAACUGCAGAGAUUUACUGUCAUGGUCAGGGAUAUAGUUUGGCUACAGUAGAUUCUGCGAUCACUUCGAAUUUUUUGGCUUCUUCCGCCGCAACGGAAUUCGGGUCAAAUAGCGGACAAUUUUGGAUAGGAUUAUCUAGAAAAACUGAAUUCCAACUAUUUUAUUGGGAUGACGGAACCAAUGUGGCAUUCACACAUUUUGACGCAGGGUUCCCAAAUGAACUAAACUACGUGGCAGAAAAUGUGAAAAAUGGGAGGUGGCAGACCCGGGAUGAUCAGGAUGAGCUGGCAUUCGUGUGCUCUUAUGAUCCUUCACUUACUACCACUACUGCUCCUUCUACUUCUUUACCAACUUCUACUAUUUCCACAACCAAACCAACUACUACCACAUCUGUCAGAACAACGACGCAGUGGAAUGCUGUAACAUCUACAACUCUGCAGCAAUCUACAAAAAGAACUGGGUGCCCGGACGGGUUCACAUAUUUUGCGCCAACCCAAAAAUGUUACAUUGUGGUCGUCUAUGGCUACGACUCAGACUACCCUCCUGUGCCGAUUGAUGCUCCAUUUUUGACAAAAGAAAAUCAGAGAUGUCAGAAGUAUGGAACAACUAUUGCAACAAUACAUUCAUCGAGUGUCAAUGAUUUUUUCACAGAUUUAAUCAAAAAGAGCUUCAACGACUCUCGAUUCGCAACAAUUGGGCUCCGCAACACUGACCUCAAAGCUACUGGAGGCAAAUGGCAAUGGUUUGAUGGAAGCUCAGCUGAUUUUCUGAAAUUUGGAGAUUCUUUUCCUAAAACUGGAGAUUAUAUCGCUCAGACUUCUGCGCAAGGAUUCUGGGUAACAUAUACACACACUGCUGCCAACGAGGGUGUAGUUUGUUCAGUGGAUUUUUGAUUAUUAAUCAUUUUUCAAAAUAAUAUUCAAACUUUUAGUUUUUACAAGAUAAUAUUAAUUAAAAGAAUGAACGGUUGUUGAAUGAAUUUUCACUUG